CUCCAUUUGCUUGAUUCUACCAAGGGUUUUGCAUCAGUUCCAUGUUCUCUCAGCUGAGAUCACUUCUUGGUUCUUGAUCUUAUUAAUUCAGCUUCGCUUGUUAAAGGGCUUCUUUUCUUUCUUUCUUUCCUUCUCUUUACCUGAUUCCUUGCGCAACUUGAAUCUAAUGCUCUCUUCUCAGAAGCUUUCCUUUCUCUCUUUCUCUCUCUCUCACGGUGAGGAUAUUAGGUUAUACAGGAGCCCUUAGUUUCUUGUUGAAUUAUGGGUUUGACUUUUUGAUCUCAGAAUUCACAAACAAGCGAGAAGGACAAAGAAGCAAUCAAUCUCCACCGUUUGCAAGACGACCGAUUUGAUUACUGGGUCCUCUUCUUUUUCCACUUUUGUUGCCCUGAAUUUGCAAGUCUGGCUAAUCCGUGGUGGACCGGGCAGGUGGGGCUGCCGGGCAUGGACCCGGCAGCAAAUUCUUCUGUGCUAAGCAAACGCCACAGCGAGAUUUCCAUGGACGAAAGCAGCGGUGGAAGAGGAGUCGACGAGGACGAAGAUAGAGACAACGGAGACGAGCCUAGAGAGGGCGCGGUUGAGGUUGGCACUCGCAGACCACGAGGUCGGCCUCCUGGAUCUAAGAACAAACAAAAACCACCCAUCUUUGUGACCCGAGACAGCCCGAACGUGCUCAAGAGCCACGUCAUGGAGGUGGCUAGUAAUGCUGAUAUAGCGGAAAGCAUAGCCCAAUUCGCCAGGAGGCGUCAACGAGGUGUUUGCGUGCUUAGCGGGAGCGGCUCUGUGGCCAAUGUCACCCUCAGACAACCUGCGGCACCUGGCGCUGUCGUAGCACUUCACGGCAGGUUUGAGAUUCUCUCUCUGACGGGUGCCUUCCUUCCUGGACCUUCCCCUCCUGGCUCGACCGGCCUCACUGUGUAUCUAGCUGGCGGUCAGGGUCAGGUCGUGGGAGGAAGUGUUGUAGGAUCACUUGUUGCGGCAGGGCCAGUGAUGGUCAUUGCCGCAACUUUUGCUAAUGCAACAUAUGAGAGAUUGCCUCUUGAUGAUGAUGAUGAGGGCCGUCAGGGCAUUGCUGUCGGAAGUUCCCCACCGGCAAUUGGAAGCAGCGGCAGCGGCGGUGGGGGACAGCUGCCGCCUGCUGGGCUGCCAGAUCCCUCAUCACUUCCUGUUUAUAAUUUGACACCAAAUCUACUCCCCAACGGGGGGCAGUUGGGUCAUGAUGCUUAUGCUUGGGCUCAUGCGCGACCUCCUUACUAGCUACAGAAUAUAUCCCUAGGAGAUUUGAUUAAUCUUCUAUAUAGUCUAUCUGUUGUAUUUGGAUGUUAGGGAAUGAUCAAAUGGAGAUACAUAGGAAGAUGGGAAGAAGAUCGAGAAACCGCGUGGUAUUCUCAAUGUAUAUUAGGCUUUUUGAUUUGUCUAGCUUGGAUCCUCUCUGUUUGCAAUAAAAAAAAAAAAAAAAAAAAAACCAUGAAUGGCCUCUUAGCUUUCUAACCACUAACUGAAUUAUUAAA
Alnus glutinosa is the source of this 1511-nucleotide messenger RNA. Its product is annotated as AT-hook motif nuclear-localized protein 20-like. The record is from RefSeq and is a predicted model, not a curated record. Gene Ontology annotation, cellular component: nucleus. The coding region runs from base 445 to 1257 and encodes 270 amino acids. The transcript has a single exon. NCBI's taxonomy places the organism in Eukaryota, Viridiplantae, Streptophyta, Magnoliopsida, Fagales, Betulaceae. Gene Ontology annotation, molecular function: minor groove of adenine-thymine-rich DNA binding; DNA-binding transcription factor activity.